CUCGUCUACGAUUGAGGCGAGGACGAGAAUUGUUGUAUGUGCAGCAAAACAGGGACGAGUAGCUCUAGCUCUGACAACACCAGAAAAUAACGAAGGCCUCACAUGAUGGAUUUGUUUGUUUUGUAUUGAUAUUUUCCUUUUCUUCCCUCGCUUUAUUUCUCUAAAGGCUCGUGGGUAGAACUAGAAGGAGAAGCUGACUCUCAUAAACGGUUACAACGGUUGUAACGGACAAAAAUUUUAUUGCAUUUACAGACAAGCGCAGUUACAGUUUUUCUUUUUAUCCAAAGACGAGGAAGCUCUUGAAAGUGAAGUCGAUAUUCACCCUCCACAAGGAACAUGCCUGUUUCCGGCAAAAGAAUUGCAGGACUAGGCCUGUUGUCCUGGCAGUUCAACGCUGUGUGGAAUUCUCCUGGGGUCGCCGCUCUUGUGGUGGACGUUUCAAGGCGCGUCGACAAACAGCAGAACGUCAGGCGAAGUGGCAAGACACGAAAGGCCAGCGCUGGUGCCACGACCGCAACUACCGCUACCACCAUGGAUCCGGCGAUUGAGCUCAAGAAAGAACGAAUUUGUGCUAAGCUUGACGACAAGAUGGUUGGUGGACGCCGACGAGCAUCUUGGUCCUUUAUGUAGUGACGUCACGCACAUGCUUCGUAGUUUUCUUUCAACGAGCCGCAAAAGAUGCUCGCCGAUUUCUAAGCGGCAGAAGUGUUUUCUCGAUCUUGAUGAAAUGAAGUUAAAACAGCACCUGGCCCUGUUUGCCUUUACCGUCAACGAAUCCCAAGGGUGUUACCCCCUCGAUACAGACCGGCAACAACGGCCCCGACGAACUGCCAAAAGUGACGCAGGCAAGAGCGGCGCCCACAGCCGUGGCUUCUGGCUGUUCGGGGUGCCCGGACUUCGCUAUAAAAAGUUCGCGGACAAGAAUGACAGCGGCCCCCCAUAUGGUAUGGGCCCUAUUUUUGUGCAUUGUAGACGACCGCGAGACCGGCCGCGACUUUUCGUCAGUCCAAUAGCCUGCGUGUCUCGCGAGGGCCUCGCCGAGGAAAAAGAAAAUAAAACGCAAAAAAUACAGGGUUCGCCCCGAGACUCGCGAUGCCAUCUUGAAAAAUUCCGCUUCCGCA
This is a messenger RNA of Amoebophrya sp. A120, 1121 nucleotides long. The record is from the annotation of a GenBank genome assembly. NCBI's taxonomy places the organism in Eukaryota, Dinophyceae, Syndiniales, Amoebophryaceae.